GGCAUCAAGCAGUAAUUCGCUCCAACACAUUGAUCCCAUUCUCCUUCACUCCAUUUGAACACCUCCUUCGAUCUUAUUUUCUCCCUUUGUGUUCCUUUUGUCUUUGAUCCUUUCACCAACAAACCAGUCAAUUCAUCUUUUGUUAGGACCAACCCGAAGUUAAAAGAGAAAUCAGGGAGAAGGAGGAGGUGAUCAGGUGACAUGAGUGGUAACGUAAGUCCAAGUCUGAGUGUCGGGGGAGGAAGUGGAAGUGUCGGUGGUGGUGUAGGAGGAGGAGGAGCAGGAGGUGGUGGAGGCUUCGGCGGAGGAGGUGGCGGUGGACUUGGACCCUGCGGGGCGUGCAAGUUUCUGAGGAGGAAGUGCUUGGCGGGGUGCAUAUUCGCGCCUUACUUCGAUGCCGAGCAAGGCGCGGCGCGCUUCGCGGCGGUGCACAAGGUGUUCGGUGCCAGCAACGCUUCGAAGCUCCUCCUACACAUCCCUGCCCACAAGCGGCACGACGCUGUCAUUACUAUCUGCUACGAGGCCCAGGCACGGCUCCGCGACCCCGUCUACGGUUGCGUUGCUCACAUCUUCGCCCUCCAACAACAGGUUGUCAGCCUGCAGGCAGAGCUGUCCUACUUACAAGCCCACCUAGCCACGUUGGAGCUGCCGUCCCCUCCGCCACCGCCCCCACCACCGUCGCUCCUCGCACCGACACCGUUCUCAACAUCAGACCUGACAUCGGCGUCGAGCCUCCCCUCCACCGGCGAUCUCUCGACAAUGUUCGACCCUCAGGUGCAGCCAGAAUGGCCUCUUCAGCAGCAGCAGCAGAGACCACCCACAGAGCUCCGGCCACAGCUCAGCAACAGGGCAAGGAACGUGUUGGGGAACCCCGGAUGUGGAGGCGGCGAUCUCCAAGCAUUAGCAAGGGAGCUCCUCGAUAGGCACCGGUCGACCACCAGCGAGCCGCCUCCCAUCUCAAAGUAACAAUAUAGAUUGACUGAAGUCUACUCGUUUAUUCAAGACCGUAUAAUUCUCAGAGGUGGAAGGUGACAGGCGUUGCACAGAUCCAGGAGAUGUGCUUCCUAACCAGGGAUCAAGCAUCAAAUUUAAUUUAUAUGAGUCGUCUUAG
Molecule: messenger RNA, 1111 nt
Organism: Musa acuminata AAA Group (dessert banana)
Lineage: Eukaryota; Viridiplantae; Streptophyta; Magnoliopsida; Zingiberales; Musaceae
Product: LOB domain-containing protein 18-like
Exons: 2
Coding region: 202-966 (254 amino acids)
Biological process (GO): hormone-mediated signaling pathway; positive regulation of DNA-templated transcription
Cellular component (GO): nucleus
Source: RefSeq, a predicted model, not a curated record